Messenger RNA from Symbiodinium sp. CCMP2456, 2544 nucleotides. Lineage: Eukaryota; Dinophyceae; Suessiales; Symbiodiniaceae. The record is from the annotation of a GenBank genome assembly.
GACUACGAGGCGCUGAUGGCCGAGAAAGUCCUCUUGGUCUAUGACGAAAGCAAGGGUCAGGCGAUGUUCGUGUCGCACCAGUGGGCGGGGAUUGGACAUCCGGAUCCCUCUAUGAAGCAGUUCCGUGUAUUGCAGGACGCUUUGAAAGGCUUCUUGUACGGAAGAGCAGACGUUCCCGCAAGCCUCAGCGUAGAGCUGUACCUUGGUGAUGGCAACAAGAUCACAGGGGCGGAGAUCGCAUCGAAGCCUCUGUUCAUUUGGUAUGACUAUUUCUGUUGCCCACAAGCUGCCGAUCAGACGGAGCAUCGCAGGAAAGCCAUCAUCAGCAUUCCGUCCUACAUCGAGACUUGCCGCUACUUUGCCAUUCUGUGCCCACAUGUGCGCCACGAGGAGCAUGACAUGCUGUUGAACAAGCACACUUGGGCUGAACGAGGUUGGUGUCGCUUGGAGCAGGUUUGCAAGGAGUUCAGCAUGCAGGAGGCCACCUGCGACGCGAUUGACAUCCAGAGCAGCAUCUUUCAGACGCGAGCUCCGAGCUACAACUGGGUCAAGCAGCCCGUGGGUGAGGGCUUCUUCACCGUCGAUGCAGACCGCCGGAGGAUCGCUCCGGUCUUGCGGGACAUGGUGAGUACGAAGAUGCGGUCGUAUCUUCUGAAAGCGAAGUUCCACGACUAUCGUCUCAUGCUGAACCUCCAAGCGGUGCACUUCCGAGGCUUACCUCUGAAUCCCAUUGACGACCUGAUUCCAUGUUUUCAGUCAGAUGAGCAGGAUCCUGCAGCUUUCAUCCUCGCCCAGUUCAUGCAUCAGAAUGGCUUCGUGAGCUACACGGAGCAUACUUCGGAGGGCUGGGCGCCCAUCUCCUACGCUGCUCUCUCAGGGAACCCACUGCUCAUUUCGGCUUUGCUGCAGCAGAAGGCGGAUCCCAAUGAGUGCACGACGAUGCCGGAAUCCACUUGCCAGUUUGCUGCCAAGACUCCAUGCUUGGCGAUCUGUGCCUUCUUGAAGCACAAUCAUGCGCUCCGAGUGCUCUUGGCCUCCAAUGCAGACUUGAAUGCCAAGGACGGGUAUGGUGCAACGGCUCUGCACUGGGCUGCUGCAGGAAACAAUGCUGAAGGAAUUCAGAUCCUUCGCAAGGCAGGCUGUGACCGCGCCAUCCAGGUCCCCAACAUGCUGGGCUACUCUCCGUUCGCCAUGGCUUGUGCCGGAGGUGGACUGGAAGCCAUCAAGGAGCUCAUGUCUGCGGUGUCGCAGAAGGAGCUCACUUGCGGAUUGCACGCAGCGCUCCUCCAGGGCGGCGGCUCGGCGGCGGUUGUUGCCGAGCUGAUCCAGGCGGGAGCUGAUAUUAACGGCGAGCUCUCCGUCCCCCUCCUCAGCCCCUUCGGGCUGAUUUUCGCGUGUCUGAGCAUCCGUCACUUCUUCAGCCAGACGCAUCUCAGCGCGUACGCCUACCAUCACCACCGAGCGAGUCCUCUGAUGUGCAGCCUCCUGAGCUCGUCCUUUGAUGCGGCUGCCGUUCUCCUCGCUGCUGGAGCGCGCUGCGACCUCACGAACUCGCGAGGUUACACCGCGCUCGAUCUCGCCAAAGAGACGUCAGCACCAGAGUUCAUCACCGCCGCGCUUUCCGGACAACCGACCACUUGUGAGGCAUACGUCAAGGAGCAUUUGCACAAGGCCCCUGUAGAAGCCCUCGCCGAGACGCGCGUCGCUGCGCGCAACUGUGGGUACGGCACGGACGAUUCGACGAGAACUACAAAGAUGACCAUGGUGGUUGCGAUGAUGAUGGUGACGUCGAUGGUGAUUGUUGCGACGAUCUUCAUCACUGCUCUUUUUCUUCGCCUGAUUAUCCUACUUGUUCCUGCUUCUACGAUGAUUGCCAUAUUGGUCAUAGUGGAUGGUGAGACGCAGGACGCCCCACCCUCACUCUGGCCCGCCGACGAGGGCGAGUCUUCCUCUGUGUGGCGCCACCAGAAGGUGCAAGAAUUGGUGGUGAAAUUCUGGGACUUGUUCAAGAAAGAGGAGGACUCAACGAUACUGAAGGAAGCCUAUGAUGCUCUGGUGCUCCGCUUCCUGCGGAUCUACCUGCCUGGAUUGUCCCAGGAGACGGAGGCCACCCUCUGCGCCAAUAGCUGGCAGGAGGCUGCGAUGGGCAGCGAUCGGCUGGACCUGGCAAAGUUUUUCCAGGGCCUGGUUCGUAUUGCUCAGUCAUGGUGCGAUUCCAACGCUGCAGAUGACUACGUGGGCUUUCUGGAGGACCUGCUGAGCCGGUCCACCUGCUUUCGAGUCUCCGAUCCGCUCACCGGCGAGGUGAACAUGGAGCAGCCGCUCUUGCGAGUGGCUUUCCGACCUGUAGAGCGUGGGGACGACAUGAUGUCAGGAGGCACCUGCGGGUUCUGCGAGUCGAUGGACCUCGUCUGCUCAGGUGCAGCGGAUGCUGCAGAGGUCGAGGUGAAGUUCGACCAGGGCCAGCUUGGCAUCAACUUUCACACCGCCUACUUCGAGGAAUCCGCAGCAGCGGUGCCCUCCUUCGAUGGCGCCGUGCAGCGC